This is a messenger RNA of Neocloeon triangulifer, 2899 nucleotides long. RefSeq names its product furin-like protease 2. Bases 172 to 2793 code for a protein of 873 amino acids. NCBI's taxonomy places the organism in Eukaryota, Metazoa, Arthropoda, Insecta, Ephemeroptera, Baetidae. Gene Ontology annotation, biological process: protein processing. The record is from RefSeq and is a predicted model, not a curated record. Gene Ontology annotation, molecular function: serine-type endopeptidase activity. Gene Ontology annotation, cellular component: trans-Golgi network; Golgi membrane. The transcript is spliced from 17 exons.
GAAAAGCAACUCGAGGAGUCAGAAAGAAACAGCCCGAAGUCUCGAGUGGUUCGUCGACUGCGGAUGUGUGUGUGAUGGGCGCUGGGUGUCGAAACUGAAGCCUCUGUUGGACCCUCGCUAGAUGCUCUCAGGGCAGCACACGAUUCGGCCGUAGAGCACCCUUAACAAGCGAUGGCGUGCUUACGGGAGGCGAAAAUUAUGCUGGUCACCGCGCUGGCUUGCGUGGUGCUUGUCAACCACGUGUCGGCCGAAGCUCCGAAAAUCUUCAUGAACCAGUACGCCGUGCAGAUCCCGAACGGCCAUGAAAGUGCCAGUGCCAUAGCCCAGACCCACGGUUUCACCAACAUGGGACAGAUUGGUGAGCUGAAGGGUUUUUACCUUUUUGAACAUUCACGCAUCCACAAGCGGUCCGCCCUGCCAAAUAACACAUACCACUCGAAUCUCAUCAACGAACCCGAGGUGCUCUGGGUGCAACAGCAGCAUGUCAAGCGGCGAGUGAAACGAGACUACCUCUCCGACUUCAGCCCGUACGGCACCUUCGACUCUCUAUUUUCCGGCGGUGUUCAGCACUCGAGGGUGGCGCCGCGUGACCAGGGUUCUUACCUCGGCGCCAGGCCCUUCUUCCCUGACCCUCUCUUCAAGGAGCAGUGGUACAUGACCGGCGGUGCGAAAGACGGUUUCGACAUGAACGUCUGGCCGGCGUGGCAAAAGGGCUACACAGGCAAGGGUGUUGUGAUUUCCAUCCUCGACGACGGAAUCCAAGUCAAUCAUCCCGACUUGGCGCAAAACUACGACCCUUUAGCCAGUACAGACAUCAAUGACAACGACCCCGACCCGAUGCCCCGGGACAACGGGGACAACAAACACGGCACCCGGUGCGCCGGGGAGGUCGCAGGUGUGGCCUUCAACAGUAUAUGUGGAGUCGGCAUCGCUUACAACGCCAGUAUUGGAGGUGUUCGUAUGCUCGACGGCGUGGUGAAUGACGCGGUGGAGGCAAAAGCCUUAGGCCUCAAUCCCGCCCACAUUGACAUUUAUAGCGCCUCUUGGGGACCAGAGGAUGACGGCAAGACCGUUGAUGGACCGGGCCCUCUGGCGCGCCGAGCCUUUAUUUACGGAGUCACUGCGGGUCGCAAUGGCAAAGGAUCGAUUUUUGUGUGGGCGUCUGGCAACGGCGGCCGCCACACAGACUCUUGCAACUGUGAUGGAUACACCAAUAGUAUUUUCACCCUCUCAAUCAGCAGUGCCACUCAAGGAGGGUAUAAACCGUGGUAUUUGGAAGAAUGUUCAUCAACUCUUGCCACAACAUACAGUUCAGGGACACCUGGCCAUGACAAGAGCGUCGUGACCGUGGACAUGGAUGGUCGAUUGAGACCUGACCAUAUUUGCACUGUUGAGCACACUGGCACUUCGGCCUCGGCGCCGAUCGCUGCUGGCAUUUGUGCUCUGGCCUUAGAGGCCAACCCUACUCUGACCUGGAGAGACAUGCAGUACUUGGUGGUUCUCACAUCCAGGUCACAGCCACUUGAGAAAGAGCGCGGCUGGGUCACAAACGGCGUACAAAGAAAAGUGAGCCACAAAUUUGGCUACGGUCUGAUGGACGCCGGGGCCAUGGUUCAGCUCGCUGAGCAGUGGAUUACAGUGCCUUCACAGCACAUUUGCAAAUCGCCAGAAUUGAACGAGGAAAAGUCAAUUUCGCCAGUUCUGGGUCAAGUUAUGCAAUCGCAAGUGGAAGUGGAUGGUUGCAUCAACACCUACAACGAGAUCCAAUAUUUGGAGCAUGUGCAGUGCAAAUUGACCCUCCGAUUCUUCCCCAGAGGAAAUCUGCGUAUUUUGCUCACCUCGCCUAUGGGCACAACCUCCACAUUAUUGUUCGAGCGUCCCAGGGAUGUUGCCAGCAGCAAUUUUGACGACUGGCCCUUCCUCAGUGUGCACUUCUGGGGCGAGAGACCUGAAGGCAGGUGGACUCUGCAAAUCGUCAACGCCGGUAACAGACAAAUCAACACACCGGGCAUCCUAAAAAAAUGGCAGCUCAUUUUCUACGGAACAAAGGAAAACCCCAUUCGGUUGAGAACCAAUUAUCCGUCAGCAAAUGCUGCAAGCCGAUCCUUUUCAGGCAACCAAUACACAAACGGGUACUUUGAUUUUCAGCAACCAAAUCAGCAGCCGCGUCUCGGUGAUAUGCUGACGGCUGGAAGCGAGAAGUUUGAGACUGUCGUUGCUCCUCCAAACAGCACUUCUUCAGAUGCAUCGUCUGAAAAUUUGGAGCGAAUCUCUAAAAACUGCCACCCUGAGUGCAGUAACUUUGGGUGCUACGGAGAAUCAUCAACAGACUGUGUUACUUGCAAAAAUUUCAAAUUAAAUAGCACUUGUGUCGAAGAAUGCCCUCAACGUAGUUUUCCAAGCUCGCAGGGCAUUUGCCUCCUUUGUCACGACUCUUGUCAGGGCUGCAAAGGACCUAAAAAGAAUGACUGCUUGACUUGCAAGCGUGAGGCCAAACUGAGCGACGAUGGCCUCUGCCUGGCCAAGUGUCUCAAUCAGAAUAAUGGAGAUGUCCCAUGUGAAAAUACAUCCUCAACGGUGCGAAGAGCCGUCGAAACUCCAGGCAUAAUUGUGGUCAGCCACACCAUCAAGUCCAAUUAUUUAGAUGCAGUAGCAAUCCUAGGGGCAGCCGUUGUGGUGGUUGCAGUGAUUUUUGUUACCAUAAGAAAGCUGAAUAAGGUUACUAACGCCAAGAAAUGGUAUGCUGACUACCAUGCGGUGCCAACGAGGCAAGGUGAUUUCGAUGAGAGCUGAUACAAAGAGUGAUUUCCCAUUCAAUCUGUGUUAAAAGAAUCUUUAUAUAUAAAAUGUUGUAUUUUUUGUAAAUAAAAUUACGUUGAUUUCAAAAUCGCCGCGACAA